AUGACAUCUCCCGAUUUCAAUAUCUCAUCUGCUACAGCUCGUGAAUACGAAUCUAAGUAUUCGGCUCACAACUAUCAUCCCUUACCUGUCGUUUUCCACAGGGCAAAAGGCGCUCAUGUCUGGGACCCCGAGGGGAAGGAAUACCUUGAUUUUCUUUCAGCCUACUCUGCUGUAAAUCAGGGCCAUUGUCACCCAAAGAUAAUCGAAGCAUUAAUUGAUCAGGCUCAAACGCUUACCUUGUGCUCAAGAGCAUUCUCCUCAGACGUAUUUGGAGUUUAUGCCAAGUACAUUACCGAAUUCUUCAACUACGAUGUAGUGCUACCAAUGAAUACAGGUGCCGAAGCAGUUGAAACCGGUUUGAAAGUUGCUAGAAGAUGGGGGUACGUUAAAAAGAAUAUUCCUCAAAAUGAAGCAAUUAUAUUGUGUGCUCAAAACAACUUCCAUGGAAGAACUUUGGGUGUUAUUUCAAUGUCAACUGAUCCAGAUGCUAGAACUAAUUUUGGCCCUUAUUUGCAAAAUGUAGGUCCACAAAUCCCAGGUGCUUCUAAGGGGAAAAUCAUAAGAUACGGUGUCAUUGAAGACAUUGAAGAAGCCUUUAAAAAUGCCGGUGAUAAGAUUGCAGCGAUUUUAUUAGAACCAAUUCAAGGUGAAGCAGGUAUCGUGGUGCCUCCACAAGAUUAUUUCCCCAAAGUUCAAGAAUUGUGCAAAAAAUACAAUGUCUUGUUGAUUUGCGAUGAAAUCCAAACAGGUAUUGCCAGAACUGGUAAAAUGUUAUGUUACGAACAUUACAAAGGAGUUAGACCGGAUAUAGUCUUAUUGGGUAAAGCUAUCUCUGGAGGUGUCAUGCCAGUAUCAGCGGUUUUAGCUUCAAAAGAUAUAAUGUCAACUUUGGAGCCAGGUUCACAUGGUUCAACUUAUGGUGGUAACCCAUUGGCAUGUAGAGUUGCAAUAGCAGCACUACAAGUUGUAAAGGAUGAAAAUUUGGUUGAAAGAUCAGAAAAGUUGGGCAAUUUCCUUAAAUCGAAAUUAGAAGAAUUGAAAGACUCGAGUAAUGGAAUGAUUAGUGAAGUUAGAGGUAAGGGUUUAUUAUCUGCUAUUGUUAUUGAUGAAUCACAAACAAAUGGUAGAACUGCAUGGGAUUUGUGUUUGUUGAUGAAAGACCAUGGUGUCUUGGCCAAGCCAACUCACGAUAAUAUAAUUAGAUUAGCCCCACCUUUAGUGAUUAGUGAAGAAGAUUUGUUAAAGGGUAUCGAUGCUAUAAGAGAAUCGUUGAAGAAUUUGCCAACUGUUGAAAAGACAGCUCAUUAA
Messenger RNA from Lodderomyces oxycetoniae, 1308 nucleotides. RefSeq names its product ornithine-oxo-acid transaminase (gene CAR2). NCBI's taxonomy places the organism in Eukaryota, Fungi, Ascomycota, Pichiomycetes, Serinales, Debaryomycetaceae. The transcript has a single exon. The record is from RefSeq and is a predicted model, not a curated record. Gene Ontology annotation, cellular component: cytoplasm. Gene Ontology annotation, molecular function: identical protein binding; pyridoxal phosphate binding; L-ornithine transaminase activity. Bases 1 to 1308 code for a protein of 435 amino acids.